Molecule: messenger RNA, 5151 nt
Organism: Moesziomyces aphidis
Lineage: Eukaryota; Fungi; Basidiomycota; Ustilaginomycetes; Ustilaginales; Ustilaginaceae
Source: the annotation of a GenBank genome assembly
AUGGCGAGGAGCAGUACCAGUCACCGUGGCCGCCCGUCGGUGCACGAGCCAAAUGCGUCCAUCUGGCCAAUUCAGCUUCUGGACCGAGGCAAGAACCGUUUCAAGGCGCCUUCGUCCUCUGCUACAACCGCCCAAAAGAGGUUUGCAUACGUUCCUGUGCCUCUCCUCGACUUUGAAGAUCUCUCCUUCUUUGUCAACUUUGAUUGGAUCGCUGCAAAGCUUGGGUUGGACCCUUCCGGAGGCGAGCCGGAUCAUCUCCGCGCGGGGGCCAAACGUCGUCAUGCCUCGCCGGAACAUGACACCGCACGAGCGAAGAGAGCAGUCAAGGACGAAGUCACAGAGCAAACAUCGACCGAUCUGGCCGACCUCGUAGACACACACUGCCUCUUUCGCGUCAAGGCCCGAGAAUCACGCGACAUCGAUAGCGUACUCGCAAUCAAAGAACAGUUGGACCGCCCGUCCACGCAUGAACGUCUGCACGUCGCCGAUGUCGCCUUCGAUCUCGAAGAAUUCUCGCCGGGUAGGCCAAUGGGAUCCGUCAUCAGUCGCUCCAUACGUCUCCGCGAUGUUGACACCGGCACAUUGAUCGCUACCCUACCUGCCGUGGCAGACGAUGCUUCGAAGGAUGCAAAUUUCGACCCGCACAAGCUCACAAACAGUAGCUGGAUCACCUCGCUCUCUCACUUGCUAUCUAAAGAUGCUGUUACGUCGAGGGCGAGCCUGGACAUUGUAUCGCAUCCUUCAGACUAUCCGUCAGAACGUGUGACCGCAGGCUCGCUAUUCCUCAAGCUAUCCAUUCGAGUACAGGCUAAGGUCUCCAUCGACGCCACCGGUCGUCUGGCAGCCGAUCUCAUGCUCGACAUGGCCAGACUUGUUCGGCUCGCUCUGCCGCCGAAUCAGAACGCACAAGUCGUCGAAGAGGGCCAAGAGAUGGAGCGCGACGUCGAGGUCGACGCCGGCUUCGUCUACCGGAAUCUGCGACCUGCCUCGCUGAAUCCACCGGAAUCGGUGCAGCACCCAGACCUUGUCCCCACCCUCCUUCCGUUUCAAAGGAGGUCCACCGCUUUUGUUCUGGGUCGCGAGGGUGUCGUCUUCGAUGCACAAGGUAAUCUCGUAAAGAGCGACCACAUCUAUGGCCACAGCGGCCCCAGCGAUCUGGGCCUCUGGUGGUGCCGCGUCGAUUCGAACCUCUUCUACAACUGGAUCGAGGCCAGGUUCGUCCGCGACCCAACGCUCACGCGACUUAGCAACUGCCGAGGAGCGAUGCUCGCCGAGGAGAUGGGCCUCGGCAAAACGGUGGAAGCCGUGGCCUUGAUGCUUUUGAGUCCGGAUCCUGACGCCACCUCAAGAGCUGGCUGGUACGAUGACCGCAACGAGAUCGAUGUGGUCCCUACCAAGACCACACUCAUCGUCGCUCCCGAGACCUUGCGCACGCAAUGGAUCGAAGAAAUCGAGCAGCACGCCCCCGGCCUUUCCGUCUACUCUUAUGCUGGCAGGACCAAGGCUGAGAACGAUGUACCAGAAGGUCUCACGUGGGAGCAGUGGGCGCAGCGUUUCGAUGUCAUGAUCAUCUCGUAUGCCACCCUCUCGCGCGAGCUCAGCACCGCCAAGAGCGAGCGCACGCGAUCUCGACGCUUCGAACGCAAGUACGAACGGCCGCGCAGCCCGCUCGUCAAGCUGCACUUUCACCGUGUGCUUAUGGACGAGGUACAGAUGAUCGGCUCGUCAAAUGCUGCCGAGACCGUCUCCAUGAUCUCCCGCGGCUCCUCGGUCGCCGUCUCCGGCACGCCGGUCAAGAAGCUGGACGAUCUCAAGUCGUGCUUCCGCUUUCUCAAGGUGCCGGGCUAUUUGGCCACACCGGCCGAGUGGCAAUCUAUCCUGCAUCCUCUGCUAGGACCGGCCCUGGUGCAAGUCUUGCAGACCAUCGGAACGCGGCACACCAAGGCGCAGGUGGCCGGUGAGAUGUCGUUGCCCCUCCAAACUCGCUCGGUCAUUCCGAUCGAUUUUACAUCCAUCGAAGCUGCCUUCUAUGCUGACGUAUGGUCGGAUGCCCUCAACGAUACUGGUUAUACCACGGAUGGCAACCCGCACUCCCAAGACCACCAGAUGGACGUAAGCAAGAUGCGGCAGCACCUCUUACUGCUCCGUCAGGCGUGCACCCACCCGCAAGUUGCUCUUCAGUUUCGCGGCGGCGUCGUUGGCUCCAAGAAUCUGCGCAGUAUCGACGAAGUGCUGGAGCUCAUGAUCGACUCGACCAGCACAGAGCUGCACAGCACUCGGACUCAUUGGUUCGAUCGACGCAUUCACCGCAACAUCCUUGGCCUCUACCGACGCGACGAGGACCAGCGCGUCCUGGCGGCCUCGCAGUUCAGCGACAUUGAAGCGGAAAUCCAUCGAAACGUCACUGUGCUGGAACGGGAAAUCCGCGAUGCCAGCACUAGCGGUCCCCUUUACCGCUUUACUGCCGACGAGAUCGAACUCGAACAGAAGGCCGAAGCACGCAGGAAGCGGAUGGACCCCACCGGCGCCGAUCAGAAGAACGACGAAGAUGCCGAUCCGGCUCUCGCAGCGCUGAUGGAAGACCCCGAAGCUUACCAAGCGUUACUGGAUAAGCGCAAAUCCCGGGCUGCCCACGUCACCCAGCUCAAGGCCCUCCUGCGAUUCUUGCUCAUGAAGUUGCAUCGACUGUUGCAGUUCCAAGGAAACCUCUACUUUCAGCGCGGCGAGUUUCUCGACGAGCAACAGAGCGCUACCGUCUCGGCGCUGCCAACAACACCCCCACAGGAAUCCUACACAGCAAACGCAGGGCAAGUCAAGGUGGAAGACAAUGUCGAUAUGGUUCGCGAUCUGACAACGCCUCCGCUACAAUCGGCGGAAGGUGACGUUCGAAUCACCGAGACAAAGAUCGAGAACGUUCUCAAGCCGACCAUGAGUCGGGAGCGUCAAGCGCUCAAGGACAAAGAAGAUGCUGCCUAUGCCAAGGCUGAAAAGGUUCGACAGCGCCUGCUGGUCGAAGCAGGCGAGGAGGUUCAAGCUGCCAUCGCCAGGUUGAACCGCGAUCAAGUUGAGCUGGACGCAGCCGCGGUACGAGCGUCGACCGAUCUGUUUGAAGAGGGUGGCGGCAUCCGAAGCAGCGAGGCUUACGGUAUGUUGGCCGACAACGUGCAACUGUUGGACAAGCAUGCCCAGGUCCUAUUUCGUUGGCGCGGCAGCAUCAUCGACCGCCUCGUACGCGCCGUGAAUCGCGAUGUCAGCCUUGAACGCGAGGACGACGAUCAAUACCAAGAGAAUCUGGACACCCAGGCGGAGGCCGAGGUCUUGCUCGAGAUGUAUCGUCCACUGUUAUCCGAGCGCGAAAAGAUCCUCAAGGGUGGCGUGGCGGUUGGUGCGACGGAUCGACCUCGCUUGUUCAAAGAGCUCGAGGAGGCUGUGCGAAUUGCCCGCCAGAACGAUCUCCGAGGGAUCGAGCCCGAGACCGAGGCGGACGAAGAGCUCAUCCGCGUGCAGAAGCAGCAGCUCACGCAUUUCAAGACGCUGGACCAAGAACGCAAGUCUGUCUCCCUGUAUAAUGGCAAGCAAUCGGUCGUCAGUGUUAUCGAGCAGCUCAAAGCGCUCCGUGACAACAGUCUCAGGAACGAAGAGACGGUGUUGGCGACUCGGGCAUAUCUAGAGGCUCGACGCAUCGUCAACGAGCAGGUCAAGCACCUUGACAAGCUGCGCAACGAGGAGAAGCUGCUGCUGACAGCCCUUUUCAACGCCCGAAGUCGCUACUUCAAAGAGAUUCAGGUGCUCUCGGACACGGUGCGUGAUCCCAUCUUCUCCGACCUCGAACGAAAUAUCCACUCGACGCAGAAAGAGGAAUCCGACGCGGUGAGCAAGGUGGACGAGCUGGAAAGGAGGCUGCGCUACCUUUUGCAUCUGCAGAAGGUGCAAUCGGCGGACGAUCUGGAUGACGAGGCCAAGAUCUGCAAUAUCUGUACCGACCCCAUCGAGACGGGCAUCCUCACCAACAAAUGCGGCCACGUCUGCUGCGAGAACUGCUGGAAGGAGUGGCAGUCACAGGGCCAUCGAACGUGUGUCCUUUGUCAGACGCGCGUGCUGCCGACCGAGGUGCACCGCAUCAUUUACUCGCGGCCGCAGGCGUCGGCCAAGAGUGGACAGGUGGCUUCCACAACAUCCAGGUCAGGGACGCUCGCCAAUGCUGCCACCGGCUUCGGAGCAGAUCCGCUGGCAGUGCGCUACAACGAGCUGGACGACAACCUGCGCGGCGUGCUGAACCGAUUGGCGACGCAGGGCCGGUUCGGAUCCAAGAUCGACCACUUGACUAAGCACGUGCAGCACAUUGUCAACCAGACGGGCGAAAAAUCGCUCAUCUUUUCGUCGUUCGGCCGCGGUCUGGAUGUGGUGGCGCAGGCGCUGACCGCCAACGGCAUCCGCCAUGUGCGAUUGACCGGCGCGGGCAAGUCCGGCAGCGAAUCAGCCAAGCUUUUCCGGAGCGACCCGAACAUCCACGUGAUGCUGCUCCAUUCUGAAGUGCAGAGCUCAGGGCUGAACCUGCUGGCAGCGUCGCACAUUCACAUCCUCGAGCCAUUGCUCAACACGAGCCUGGAGCUGCAGGCCAUUGGUCGCGUACACCGUAUCGGACAGACCAAAGAGACGCACGUCUGGUGCUACUACGUCAAGGACACGGUCGAGGAGAGGAUCCUUGCGCUCUCGGCCUACAAGGGGCAGAGCAUCUACUUGGCCGGCCGCAACACGAGCGCGACCGACGGGAGCAUGACACUGGCAACGUCGUCAUCCAACAAGUCGGCAGCCGCCGAGCAGGCGCGGCAGGACGCCAAGAAGUGGUCUGCGUUUGGCAAGGGUGCCAAGUCCGGCAAAGCUGGCGCCAUCCGCGGCGACAUUACGAGCAACACCGCCGAGCUGCUUGCGUGCUUCUUCGCACGCUUCCUUCCGGCGCUGGGAUCGAUACCAGCAAACCAAUCUUCUGCGAUCUCGGCGAACUCCGCAAGCGCCAGCGGCUCAAAUGGUCAUACGGUCGCAAAUGGCGAGGUGGGCAGCGGGUCCGAGGAGGUGGAAGAUGAACGCACAAGGCUGCGUCGAGCCCGACUGGCUGCGCUUGAACAGCGGCAGGCGGGUCAGAGCUCGUAG